Molecule: messenger RNA, 897 nt
Organism: Maudiozyma saulgeensis
Lineage: Eukaryota; Fungi; Ascomycota; Saccharomycetes; Saccharomycetales; Saccharomycetaceae
Source: the annotation of a GenBank genome assembly
AUGGAAGUUGAACAGAACGAAAUAGAGAUAACGGUUGACAAUGCUAGAUCUUUCUUACCGAGGUUACCUUUAUCCAAAGCGAAAAAGAUAGCAAAGAUGGAUUCUGAAUAUUUACUGACCGCAAAUGCUGCUAUGGUAGCAACGACGUUUGCUACAGAAUUAUUUGUUCAAUCCUUAGUAGAGAGUGCAUUGGCAAUGAAUCAAUUGAGUCGUAAUAAUAAAAGUAAACCAGAUUCACAAAAGGUGAAAAAUUCAAGAUUAACUUAUAAUGAUUUAUCUGAAUCUGUAUUAAGACAAGAAUGUUUCCAAUUUUUGGAAGAUGUAAUACCGAAAGUGCAGCCACAAUCAAAGACUAAUAGAAAGAAUCAAGUUGCCAAAAAUUUUGUAAAAUCAAAAGAUAAUGAUGAAAAUGAGGAUGGAGAUGACGUUGAAAUUGAAAUUGAUAAUGAUGAUAUCGAAAAUCAAGAGGAGCAAAAAGCAAAUACUACAGCGGAAAUAAAUGAACAAAAUGCAACAAAUAAACAACAUACAUUAUCUUUCUUUAAAAAAUAUCAAUAUACAUCAACGGAUAAAGGAAAUAAAACAAGUGAUGAGAAUGUUGAAGAAGAAGAAGAAAUAGAAGAAGAUAUUGAAAUGGUUGACGAGAAUCCAGUUAAUGAAACUGAUGAGGACGAAGAUGAGGACGAAAACAUUGAAGAAGAUAGUAUAAUUGAUUCAGAACUUCAGGAACAUCUUUCUCAAGUAGAAAAGUUGGAUCAUGUUAUCGAUGUUGAUGUCGACACAGAAAAGGAUUCGAUGAUACGGGAACGUAUGGCACUAAACAGAAACCAGGAAGAUAAUAACGAUGAAUUGAGUUCGUCUGAUAGUGAUGAUGGUAUAGAUCUGCUCGCUAAGUAG